Messenger RNA from Aureobasidium melanogenum CBS 110374, 1965 nucleotides. RefSeq lists its product as uncharacterized. The record is from RefSeq and is a predicted model, not a curated record. Gene Ontology annotation, molecular function: amino acid transmembrane transporter activity. Gene Ontology annotation, biological process: amino acid transmembrane transport. Lineage: Eukaryota; Fungi; Ascomycota; Dothideomycetes; Dothideales; Saccotheciaceae. Gene Ontology annotation, cellular component: vacuolar membrane. Bases 1 to 1965 code for a protein of 654 amino acids. The transcript is spliced from 2 exons.
AUGCCGGCCGAAAGAGCGCCCAUACCGUCCAAUUGGACCGAGUACGAAAGAGGUGGACGUCGUGGCUCGUCAGAGACUUUGGAAAGUCAUAUCCAAUGGGGUGCAGACGUCCACGAUGCCCCUGAGCAUGCUGCCGGGUCGCCAGAUGCUCACCACACCCAAGCACUUCGGCAUAGAAGGUCGUCAAUGUCCAUGAAGAUCAACACUCUGCGUCAGGCUGGCGGUGUCAACAGUAUCGACAAUUUUGCAAGAUCAUGGCAGCGUGCAGCUGGCUUCUACGAAAUCGCACCCGUCAGGCCGUCAUUCCGCGUAUCCGAGACCGAUGAAGAGAGCGAAAGAGCCCCAGACGACUAUGAGAGGCAGGAUAUUGCAACGUCAUUCGGAGAGCAGAGAGGUUUGCUGAGACAGGCACUGGCAGAUGGGCGCAAGCUGUCUGAUCAUGCUAUCUCGGAUCCCGGAGAGCCAUCUGAGGCAGGCACCAUUCGCGGUCGUGCCCAGGAGGCAGAUGACAGCAUUUUCCAAGUUGAGCCCCAAUUGACAACCCCCUUCAGCGCCAGCUAUGGGACAAACUAUGGAAGUCUAUCAUCUAGAGUUAAUGAGUCGUCGAUGCGCCAUGCUGGACGACUCUUCCAGAAGCAGCAGGUAUCUGGCGUCAAUGACCCGGAUAAGGAGCGUGAGCCUCUGCUCGUCAAGCAGGUCGAGGAAGAUGACGGCAAGAUUGUGAAUGUUGUGGUUGGCCAGUCCACACUGCCUCAGACCAUCUUCAACUCGGUGAACGUCUUGAUCGGUGUUGGUCUCCUUGCAUUGCCGCUGGCUAUGAAAUAUGCUGGUUGGGUAUGCGGCUUGAUUUUCUUCGCCUUCGCUGCCGCUUCUACACGCUACACUGCAAAGCUUCUGGCCAAAUGCUUGGAUGUCGACAACUCUCUGAUCACUUUCGCCGAUCUUGCCUACGUUUCGUUUGGUUCCAAGGCCCGCAUCGCGACAAGUCUACUUUUCAGUCUGGAAUUGAUUGCUACUUGCGUUGCGCUUGUGGUUCUCUUCGCCGACAGUCUCAAUGCUUUGAUUCCUGGUUGGGGUCUCUUGGAGUGGAAGAUUGUCUGCGGCUUUAUCUUGAUCCCCCUGUCUUUCUUGCCUCUGAGGCUGCUGAGUUUCACCAGUAUCCUUGGUAUCGUCUCUUGCUUCGGUAUUGUCCUCUGCGUUGUUAUUGAUGGAUUCGUCAAGCCGCACACUCCUGGUUCUCUCCGCGAGCCUGCAAAGACCUAUCUCUUCCCUGAGAACUGGGCAACACUUCCUUUGAGUCUUGGUCUCCUCAUGUCGCCCUGGGGAGGUCACAGUGUGUUCCCCAACAUCUAUCGCGAUAUGAGACACCCUUAUAAGUACAACCGCGGUCUGAACAUCACAUACGCCUUCACUGCUACUCUUGAUCUUUUCAUGGCUGUUGUCGGUCUUCUAAUGUUUGGCGAUGCUGUCAAGGACGAAAUCUCUAGCAACAUUCUUGCUGAUGAUGGUUACCCCCAAUGGUUGUCAGUAAUCAUUGUCGUCUGCGUGGCCAUGAUUCCUUUGGCUAAAAUUCCCUUGAACGCACGCCCCAUCGUCAGCACGUUGGAGAUUCUCCUUGGGUUGGAUGCCCGUGCGGUCAGCAAUUCUACCUCGCUACACGGAAUGUCUGGUCUCAACCGUGGCAUCCUCAAGGCUACAAUUCGCAUCCUCUGUACAGUUGUAUUCGUGGUCUUGGGUAUCCUCGUCCCUGAAUUCGAUCGCAUCAUGAGUCUGCUGGGCUCCGUCGCUUGCUUCACCAUCUGCAUCAUCCUCCCACUCGCCUUCCACCUCAAGAUCUUUGGCGACUCCAUUCCUCGAUCUGAGAGAAUCAUGAACUGGGUGUUGAUUGUCAUCUCGACCAUUCUUGCAAUCGUCGGUACGGUAUUCAAUUUCAUUCCCAGAUCGGUCUUGGGUAUCGACGAGUAG